Ilex paraguariensis (yerba mate) is the source of this 1445-nucleotide messenger RNA. The record is from the annotation of a GenBank genome assembly. Lineage: Eukaryota; Viridiplantae; Streptophyta; Magnoliopsida; Aquifoliales; Aquifoliaceae.
UUCUCUUUCCUCUCUGGAAAGGACUGAGGAGGUGGACCCAAACUGUGAAGUUUCACUAGGGUUUGUCUUGUCUUUACUUGAAUCCAAAGCUCUUAUAUAUGCCAAUGGAAAAAGAAGAGAACUACUCGGCCCCCUUUCAUGGAACUUCUUCUGGUCUAGACUAUUCUAUGGAGCAUCAUCAUCAUCAACAGCAGCUCAUGAGGCCACGACUCGGUGAAACGCCCGGUGAUAACAGCAAUCAAGUGGUGGAUUACAUGCUCAAUAAUGCUCCGCAACAACAAUUCUCUUCUGGGUUCUGUAACUCAACCUCGCUUGAUAAGUUGAGCUUUGCAGAUGUAAUGCAAUUUGCAGAUUUUGGACCCAAGUUGGCCUUGAAUCAAACCCGAAAUUCGGAGGAAGAAACUGGGAUUGAUCCAGUUUCUUUCCUUAAAUUUUCUGUUUUGAAUGAGAAGUUGCAGGAUGAUCAGUCUCUAAUGGGUUCUCUUCCACAAGAAGUUGAAGACAAUGAAGGUAGAUUUAAAGGAGUUAAUGAGGAAGGUAAGGGAAGAUUAAUUGUGGAAGAAGGUGAUGAGAAAGAAAAUGAAGCUAGGGGUGGUUCAGAGAAUACCUCUGUGCAACUUCAGUUUCUUGGGGAAAAUGUUCAGAAGAGUCCUGUUACAGAAGCAAAGAACAAGAGAAAGAGACCAAGAACCCUAAAAACAAGUGAGGAAGUAGAGAGCCAGAGGAUGACUCACAUUGCGGUUGAAAGAAAUCGACGGAAGCAAAUGAAUGAGCAUCUACGUGUUUUGAGGUCUCUUAUGCCGGGCUCAUACGUCCAAAGGGGAGAUCAAGCAUCCAUUAUAGGUGGAGCCAUUGAGUUCGUAAGAGAACUAGAGCAACUCCUUCAAUGCCUUGAAUCCCAGAAGCGCAGGAGACUCUGUGGUGACGCUCCACGACCUAUCGGAGAUUCAUCUCUGCCAAUCCAACAGCCUCAGACACCAUUCUUUCCUCCUGUUCCAAUCCCAAAUGAUCAGAUCAAGCUUGUUGAGUAUGAAACCGGACUGCGAGAGGAAACAGCCGAGAGCAAGUCAUGCUUGGCCGAUGUCGAAGUGAAGCUUUUAGGGUUUGAUGCACUGAUCAAGAUCCUUUGUAGAAGAAUGCCUGGACAGCUCAUUAAGACCAUAGCUGCACUUGAAGAUUUGCAGCUCAAUAUUCUUCACACCAACAUAACCACAAUUGAACAGACUGUUCUGUAUUCCUUCAAUGUCAAGGUUGCUGGGGAGAUGCAGUUCACGGCAGAAGAUAUAGCGAAUUCAGUUCAACAGAUAUUUAGUUUCAUACAUGCAAAUAGCAGCAUGUAAUUCUAGGUGACAGAAAACUCUAUGUAUGUUUCUUCUUCAGAUUCUUUUACUGUCUUUUUCUGUACUUUUUCUUUGUGGGGUUUUUUUUUACAAACAAAUGCAUGC